Molecule: messenger RNA, 619 nt
Organism: Paramecium sonneborni
Lineage: Eukaryota; Ciliophora; Oligohymenophorea; Peniculida; Parameciidae
Source: the annotation of a GenBank genome assembly
AUCAAUACUCACUAUCACUUCUCUUACUUUAGCUUUGACUUUCAGAUAAAUCUAAAUCUAAUGCCUUUUUUGUUCUUUCUCUUGGGAAUGUUGCAUAAAGUAAUCCAUUUACUAGAAAUAAGCAUCCACAAAAUAAAAAUGGUAGAAAUAUUUGAGUUUCAUAUAACUUAAAAAUAAUUACAGGAGAAAGCAAUUAAGAUAUUUUAGCUAUGACAUAUGUAAAACUCAAUCCUAAUGCUCGUAUAUUACUAUUAAAUGAUUCAUUAAUCAUAAUUUGCAUUACUGUAAAUUAUAUUUCCAAUAGGAAUCUAACUAAUACUUAUUAUGGAAUAUAAGUGUCUUGUUAAUAGAAAAUCAUCAAAUAAGUGAUACAUAACAAAAUUGAUAUAAUCAUCCCUGAUUUAGCUCUUCCAAAAGUAGGACUAUCAAUAAAAAAAGAUUAAAUAAAUACUGCAGGAAUAAUACCUACUUAUUAAAAAAAUAAGGAUUCAAAUCCCUUUUACUUUUCAUGAUAAAUAAAGGGUAAUAAAUAUUAUUAAAUUGAUGUAGCUGCAUAAUAAAUAAUUUAAAUUGAAAUAACAUAAAUAGUGAUUUUAAUAGUAUUCUUUGUAAAAAGAGC